CUCCCCUCACCUGCGCCGCCGCCAAGCGCCUUUUUCCGAGCGCUUAAAACUCUCCGGGCUGAGUUAAAACUCUAGAGGGGAAAGGCGGUGCGAGCAGCGCCGAAGUAGCGAGCCGGGGCGAGAUACGGCACUGCAGCCGGGCCGGCAGCGGGGCGAGGGGAACCCCGUGAGGGGCUGCUGCCCCAUCAACGGCCUCUUGCGGGUUAUUCGUUAGGCAGGAGUGUCUCGCUCCCCCCCGCCCCGUUACAACCGUAGCUCCGGAGUCUGCACAGCCUCCCUCUACCCGCCCCAACACUAGGCAGGUGCUGCUCAAGGCAGUUUGUACCGGCUCGGCCGGGCCGCCCCGGUCCUCCCCGCCUCCGGCUGGUUCUGCCUGGCGGCUGCUCGGGACCACGAAGGGGUGCGAAGCGAGCCGGGCCGGGUCGGGCCGGGCCCUGGCGGGAAGAGGAACGCUCGGGGCGGCGAGAGAUGCCGGCGGGCCCCUUUGGCGGAGACACCGCGCGGCGGAAGGCGGAAAGUGCGGAGGGAGCGAGAGAGGGAGGGGAGGAAGAAAGGAAGGAAAGAAGGAGGGGGAGGCAGCGGCGGCCAUGGAUGACCAGGGCUGUCCGCGGUGCAAGACCACCAAGUACCGCAACCCUUCCUUGAAGCUGAUGGUCAACGUCUGCGGGCACACGCUAUGCGAGAGCUGUGUGGAACUGCUGUUUGUGAGAGGGGCUGGGAAUUGCCAUGAGUGUGACACCCCUCUCCGGAAGAGUAACUUCAGGGUCCAGCUCUUUGAGGAUCCCGCUGUCGACAAGGAAGUGGAAAUUCGUAAAAAAGUGCUUAAAAUAUACAAUAAAAGAGAGGAUGACUUUGCCAGUCUAAGGGAAUAUAAUGAUUUCCUGGAAGAAAUAGAAGAAAUUGUAUUUAACUUGACCAAUAAUGUGGAUUUGGAGAACACCAAAAGGAAAAUGGAGCUGUACCAGAAGGACAACAAAGAAGUCAUUCAGAAAAAUAAGAUAAAACUGACACGGGAGCAGGAAGAGCUGGAGGAAGCUUUAGAGGUAGAGCGACAGGAGAAUGAACAAAGGCGACUUUUCAUACAGAAAGAAGAACAACUCCAACAGAUGAUAAAAAGGAAGAAUAAGCAGGCACUCUUGGAUGAUUUGGAGAGCUCCAAUCUUCCUGCUUCUCUUCUUUUAGCUCAGCAUAAGGACAGAUCUGCUACUCAGCUAGAAAUGCAACUGGAAAAACCCAAACCUGUCAAACCAGUCACAUUUUCCACUGGCAUCAAAAUGGGUCAGCAUGUUUCAUUAGCUCCUAUUCAAAAGCUAGAGGAAACUUUGUAUGAGUAUCAGCCUCUGCAAGUGGAGACGUAUGGACCACCAGUUCCAGAGCUUGAAAUGUUGGAAAGGCUGGGGUAUCUCAACCACGUCCGAGCCGCCUCUCCGCAGGACAUUGCUGGGGGUUACACUUCUUCUCUUGCUUGUCACCGAGCCUUACAGGAUGCUUUCAGUGGUCUUUUCUGGCACCCCAGUUAGCCAGCAUGCAUCAGCCUGCAACCAAGGGACGCCAAGCAGAGCGAGAACCAAACGAAGCCAGCAAAGGUUGGGUAAAAUUGCUGCCAUCUGCACAACAGCUAAGCUGCAGUCACUUUACUGUGUAAAACCAGCUGUGUUAGAGUGUUAAAAGGGGGAAAAACCCCUCGUCUGCACGAGAGCUUUGCAAAAUGGUAGAUACAUUUUUGUGGAGAGGGAAACUCGUUAGUCAUGUGGUCCUUUGCUGAGGGAGGCUGAGGCAAUAAGCCACAUCUAAUGGAAGAUGUGAAUAACUGGGCUGCGUAUGUUUGAGGUUUAAACAAAUACACUUGUAAUUUUUUUUUAAAAUAAAGCCAGACUUUUUUAUUAAAGUUUGUGGUUUUGCCCUUAUUGCAGGGUUUUAUUUGCACAAGCAUUUAAAUGCUAUUUUGAUUAUAACAUUUAGUGUCAAUAUUCAAGCCUACGCUUUCUUCCCAUAAAGCUCGUUUCCCCAGUUCAGGCAAAUGGGUUUCUCCUCCUGCCAGCUGGAUGAGAAGAGAAACUCUGCAACUAUGCUGACACAACUCUUAUGCAGGAUCCUUCCUGAUGUCACUUACUUCUUUGUCUGGAAAACAAACCUUUAGCUGAGUCCUUGAGCCAAAUUCUUCUCGAAGCAAUCUAAGAAACCCUGAUAGGAGGUUGGGCAUCAAAGCAGUCAAAAUCAGUUUUGCUUUUUUUUCCUGUUUAGCUCCAUUUGCAACUUUUCUGUCACAUCUUCAGAAGCUUCUUUGGGCAGGAACAUCCCCUUGUCUGGCUUUUGGAGUGACCCUUGCCACUUGAUCUGGUCCUUUUAGCAUUCUCUCCCCUCUCCUUGUAGCAGAACGUGGGCUUCUUAUAGCAGAGAUGGGCUUCCUGGGGCAGGACUGGGCUUUGCUGUGAGUGUGAUAAACUGCAGGAGCCUGGAAGCUGCUUGGGACAGGGAAUGCCUUGAGAGUAAAGCCCAGACCAUGUUUUACAGGUGAUGUGUUAACAGUGGGUGAAUGCUGUUCUGAGGAGUGCACUAAAUGAACAUAUUUUUUCUAUAUUGUAAUAAAGAAUAAGCUCUA
Messenger RNA from Colius striatus (speckled mousebird), 2602 nucleotides. It is a transcript of the gene MNAT1, whose product is annotated as MNAT1 component of CDK activating kinase. NCBI's taxonomy places the organism in Eukaryota, Metazoa, Chordata, Aves, Coliiformes, Coliidae. Gene Ontology annotation, cellular component: transcription factor TFIIH holo complex. The transcript has 8 exons. The coding region runs from base 588 to 1520 and encodes 310 amino acids. The record is from RefSeq and is a predicted model, not a curated record. Gene Ontology annotation, biological process: nucleotide-excision repair; positive regulation of cyclin-dependent protein serine/threonine kinase activity; regulation of transcription by RNA polymerase II. Gene Ontology annotation, molecular function: cyclin-dependent protein serine/threonine kinase activator activity.